AACGCAAGUGUCAUAUUAAGCUAAUGUGCAUACAAGUAAUGCUUUACUUUGAUGAGUAAUGAGUGUGAUAUAGAAAAUGCAGUCACGCAAAUAGUUGUCAAUAUUGUGAUAUUUUGCAAUUGCCUUCAUUUAUGGAAAAUUUCUUGUUGGUGAAACUGAGUGAAAAUUAAAUUUGUUUAACAUGCAUGUUGAAUUAUGUGGCAUCGGAUAUUACAAUGUUGAACUUGACAUAUUUAAAGUUGUAAUAUAUUACAUAAAGAUACUUGUUGACUUCAACACCACCAUUAUGGAAUUUCUUGUAAUGUUUGGUGAUAAAUUUUUAAGUAGUUUUAAGAUAAUGGUUUAAUCUGAUAACCAGUGAUAUAACAUUGUAACCAAUCACACUAUUGAAGGAUUUAACACAAUUUCUCUAUGAUGAGCUCAACCCUCGUCGAGACCGUGUCGAUCAACUAUGAGGACUUUAACGACAGUUUCCUGACGUGUGGUACAUGCCUGUGUGUGUACGACGGCGCGGAGCACCACCCGAAACUCCUCCCCUGUUCACACACUGUGUGUAAGAACUGCCUCGAGCGAAUCGUUGACACCCAGAUACAUGAUACCGGGACCUUCCGUUGUCCUAUUUGUCGAGAAACUAUAGGAAUCCCAAGGGGAGGUGUAAUCUCGUUUCCGCCGAGCUUCAUCGUAAACCAGCUGCUGGACCUGAUGUCUCGACAACGUCGCGAUGUUAUACCUAAGUGCUCCGUGCACUCUGGAGAGGAACUACUUUUUUGUGAGUCAUGUGACUCGGUGUUCUGCGUGCAGUGUACGGGGGAGGAGCACAACGGACGUGGAGCGAGCGAGCAUACUGUCAUUCCCUUUUCCAUCGCGAUCAAACGUAUGUCGGAGAUUUUGCUGUACAAAGCUCAUCUGUGCAUAAAAAAUCUAAAUAAUGCUUUUGACAAUGUGUCCACUGAAGUUCACCAGCUGGAAAACUCGGUGGAUAGAACUAUGGAAAAUAUAAACAGAUCGUUCCAAGAUGUGAUAUCUCUAGUUGAAAAAAGGAGACAGGAGUGUUUAUCAAUGGUUAGAAAAAUACGGGAAGAAAAGAAAACCAUUCUAAAAGAGCAGCUGGAUUUAAUUCAAGCUGAGAAACAGAAGGUACAAGGGGACUGUGAUGGGCUGCAGUAUCAAGUCGAGGUGCGGAAUAUCACGAAGAAAAUCAGCGAUCUUAACGAGAAACUGGAUGCAACCAGUACGCUGUCAGAGCCUCGAGAAAACAGCUUUCUGAAGUAUGAAUAUAGGCAUAAUUCUGCUGUGAAUGAUAUAACAAAUGCUCUCAAAAGCCUAGGAAGAGUUAAGGUCAGCACAACAUUUCCGGCAUUGUGCUCAGCAAAGAUCGGCAAGGCUGUUACUCACCUGAAGUCAAUGGUUACAGUGAAUACUGUUGAUUACCAUGGUAACCCUAGAACAAGUGGCUCGGAUCCUGUGAUAGCGGACUUGAAAAAUGACAAAGGUGAGCCAUUUGAUGCAAAAAUAAAGGACAAGAAUGACGGAACUUAUGAAAUCCAGUAUGUCCCCCCAAAGAGUGGCAGUUACAAGAUAUAUAUUGGAAUAUUUAACCGACCUAUAAAAGGCAGUCCAUUUUCAAUACAAGUUACUGAUCAUAACAAUCCAGUGAUGAAGUUCGGUGAAAAGGGUACAAGAGAGUGUGGCUUUCUGCAGCCUCUGAGAGUGGUUACGGGCGACGAGGGUCAAGUUUUUGUCUUGGAUACGGCCAAUAGUAGAGUUAAAGUUAUUGACGAGUGUGGAAACUUUGUACGCCAUAUAGGACCGGAGGGGUUUGAAAAUCAAAGUGGUAUGGGCAUUGCUCUUGCGUCGGACAAUCAAGUUGUUGUUGUAAACUGGAGGACAAAAUCUGUGUCGUUUUUGUCACAGGAUGGGGAAACUAUAAGUAAGUUUUCACACGAGUGCUUGGUUGAACCUAUUGAUGUAGCUGUGAAUUCCAAAGGGGAGAUUAUUGUUGCAGACAUUGGAGCUACUAAGAUAUUUAUCUUUGAUCGAAAUGGCAAACUGCAGACAACGUUUGGCAAUAGGGGAGAAAAGGAUGGACAAUUCAAAAACAUUUCAGCCGUCACUAUUGGACGAUGUGACGAAAUCCUAGUCGCAGACCACAGAAUUCAAGUAUUCACAAAAGACGGGAAAUUUUCCCGUGUUGUUCCCAAUCAGGCCAAAGGGGAUUAUGGGGGAAUUUGUGUAGAUGGCGCGGGGCAUAUUCUCGCCACUCGUAUAGAAAAAGGGAAGGGAUUUGUGCAAGUACUGAACUCUAGUGGCAAGCUCAUGUCAUGUAUCGACAGUUUCGAGGACAAGUUGAAACGACCAAGUGGGCUCUGCGUGACCAAAGACCAUCAUGUGUACGUUGUUGACCUCGGCAACAACUGCAUUAAGAAAUACCGAUACAGAUGAGAUGCAUCAGCCGGUCUGACCUUGUAUGAUGAAUGAAACAAGCUUCACUGUGAUGUUUACCUGCAUGUUCAAUUUACACAGAUCUGAAACCUUCUACAGACAUGUUGAUCAUUUCGACAAGAAUACUUGAAAUCUUUGGACAUUUGGAUACCUUCGGCACAGAAAAGCUGAAAGAUUUGGACGCCUUCAACCAAGAAAAUCUCAAAUACUAGAGCAUUUGGAAUUCUUUAGUCGAGAAAAUCUGAAAUAUUUUGACAUUUGGAUACCAUCAGCCAAGAAAAUCUAAAAUGUUAAGACAUUUGUAUCAAAAAAAGAAAGUUUCAAAUAUUUCUUUGGGCUUUAUUUUUUAUAUUCUGUCAGUUUUAAGACAGUGCACGUUCAUGUUCGACGUUUCUCUUAAUUAUGUGAGCAAAACUGUAAUGGCAGGUUACGCUUCCAAGUGGCAUUGUCUGCUAUUUGAAACAUCAAUGAUUAUUAAUGAGAAUUCGGAACGAAUUUAGUGCAACAAAUUGCCAUUUAAUAUUUUAGCCGGCCUGGAAUUGUCAUAUUUGAGUUUUGAUUAUUUAUUUUUUUGCAAAUUUCCACCAGUUAGUGCUAUUAUUAAAUUAUCAAAGAUAAGAAAUUAUUUGAAAUGAUUCCAUUCCUUUCUCAGUUAUUGUUUUGGGAGCCAUGUAAAUCCUAUAAGCACAUCUGGCCAUUACAGUUUUGAGUAAAUCUUGGAUCUUUGGUGCGAAUUCAGCACAUAAAUAUGCCAGUAAGAAUCACGAUGCUUUUGAUGUGGUUACACUGUACCAAUAUUGUACGUACAUCUUGCAUUUUGCCCACUGACUCUAACUUUUUUCACAAUCACAAUGUGUAUGUUGUUAUUUAUGUGGUACAUACUUAAUCGAACAUUUUCCCAUUUAGAAAUAGAUAUAUUUCCUUCAAAUCAUGUUGAAGUGUUGUUUUUCGGAACCUAAUCUCAGCCCAUACAAACAAGCAUAUCUAUAAAUAGAUUCUCUUACUUUACGUUAUUAAUGCAUGAUUGAUACUUUGUACAUAAAUCUUUAACAUGAAAUGCCAAUUGAAAUGUAGGGGUAGUAUUUUCAAACGUCUGCUUUAUACAAUCACAAAAGUAUUUUCUAAAAUUUAUUUUAUACAUGUUUUUGGAAAGUAAGUUACAUGAACAGGGGUUAUUAAAUUCCGAAUGACACUGGAAAUCUCCAGCCAAUUUAAUUAAACUGGUAAAGGUUUUGGUUUGGACAAAGUUAGACAUUUAUUGAUUGGUCAAUAUUUAUCGAAUAAUUACUGUCGACCAAUGAAAUAGCUUUUAUUUGCAAACAAGCCAAAAGAUAUCCUGUUGAUGACUUCUCCAGUUUUAUACAAUUGACAAUUUUAUACAAUAUUUUGAAUAUUUUUUAACGUGUCAUAGCCUUGGUCUACGGCCCUAUGUAAUUUUUUUAACCUUGGCCAGAACUUUAAAACUGAUUAAGAUUUUGAAAUGAUUUCGCAAACUCUGAAACAUUUUCAUGAUAACAACUUUUUCUGCUUGUUGUGUUCACAAAAGUGUAUUACCAGUCUAAGAAGCUUGCUCAUGUAUUGGAUUUGAUUGUGCCAUUUUCUGCUGCAAUAGUAUGAUCGCUCGUCUGAAUGUCACGAGUCUGAAUGUCGCUCGUCUAAAUGUCACGAGUCUAAAUGUUGCUCGUCUGAAUGUAUAAAUACAUGUAAGACUGUAGAAUGAUGCUGACGAGGCAUCUGUUAGACCAUUACAUGUUCGCUCAUCAUCUGUUAUUGUUGUUUUUGAACAAAAAAACUGUCCAAGUUAUUGUCAUAGUUUAUGGCUUCGUUGUCGACGGCGUCAGCCUACAAACUUUGGUCAUAACUCAAAAACUGUUCAAGAUAUUCAGACAAAACUUAGAACAUAUUGCCAGAUAUAAUAUGUACAUGUAUAGAGCAACACACACAGCUUUGGCAUGAAUAGUUUUUGAGUUAUGCCCCUUGUUUAACUCAAAACAACAAGAACAGGCGAGCAAUGGAGUUUGCUCAUUGGCACUCUUGUUUAAUUUAAUGUAAUGUUGUACAUGUAAAUAUACAUAAAAAAGCAUUAAAAGACUACCUUCAUGUUAAGCCCCUGAUUUUGAAAAUGAUUAACUAGCAAUCUGGAAACUAUUUCUUGUCCUUAAAACUGACUUUCGUCUAAGUUGAUGUAUGCUGAAAGCCACUGCGAUGUAAUUUCAUUAUCACUAUUCUAUGUUGUAAUUUAUGUGUACAAUGUACAUACAAAAAUUAAGUGUGAAAUAUUGUUGCUUUCAUACAUAUUUUCCUUUGUACAAUUUUCCAAUUUUUCUUUUGCACUGUAACUGAUAUCAAACUGCUUUCAGCCGUAUUGUCUUAAAAUUGUAGGUUGAUCACUUUAUUUGUUUUAAAAUGGUUUUGCUUAACUAACAUAAUGGGCUGAUUGUUCAGAAGUUUGUUAGAGUUAACAACGGGAUUAACAACAUCGUUGUUAACUUUUAAACGUAAAUUUUGUGAUCAUGUGCUAAAAUAUUUAAAUAUAAACACAUACAGCUGACACAGUUGUCUCAUAUCUUGUUAGAAAUACAUCAGAUCAAAAGUGAGUAUUUUAAACUACCAGAUCAGUAACGAUGUGAAAGUUAACAACAAUGAAGUCAAAAGUUGUUACCUAUAACAAAGUUCUAAAAAAUCAGCCCAAUGUAACAAAAUAUGUUAAUUAUGACUGGAAAUUUGACCCAAAGUGUAAAUAUUGAUGAAGAUGAGUGAUUGACAUGAUUAUAAUAGUUCAGUAUUUUCUAAGUGCAAUGUUGAACUUUAAUUCCAAUUCAAGGGUUCAGAAUUAGAGCUAAAUAUCCUGUGAUGUAAUGAAAAUAAUUUGAAAGCACAAUGGCUGAAGAUUGUAAGACUAUGCAAAGUAGCGAACACCACAAGUUAUGAAUUUAUGAGACAUUUUUGCGUGAACUGAUUUUGGAUGGAUUUUGCAACAAUAUCACAACAAAGUCAAUGCAUUUCUAUACAGUCGAACCCGUUGGCUCAACUCCCAGGGACAGGCGAAAAAAAUCUCAGCCUCUGAAAAUUCGAGCCAAGCAGGAAUGCUUACCUUUAGUAGAAAGAAACAGAUCUUUUACAUACAGCUCAAGCCAACAAGGAAAUUGAGCCAAGCGAGUUUGAGCCAACAGGGUUGGAUUGUAGAUUAAAACUUGAUUUUUUACCAUUUUGAAUUGGUAACUGAACUAUCCAGGUGAAUGGGCAAUGUUAAAUAAGCCAACUGCUGGUAUCUGUGUACACACCAAAACCAUUCUAAACGGGCUGGAAUUAAAUUUCUACCAGGAAUACAGCUAGGGGUUCGGAAUAGAACAACAACAAAAACAACAAUUCUUUGAGUAGAUGUUUUUAUUUCAUAUAUAACAUAGGUUUAUCUCGUAUGCAGUAGGUGUUUACUGCUGUAUCUCAGUGAAUAGGCUAAACUUCAAGGUCACAGCUAAACUUCAAGGUCACAGCUAAACUUCAAGGUCACAGCUAAACUUCAAGGUCACAGCUAAACUUCAAGACAGCUAAACUUCAAGGUCACAGCUAAACUUCAAGGUCACAGCUAAACUUCAAGGUCACAGCUAAACUUCAAGACAGCUAAACUUCAAGGUCACAGCUAAACUUCAAGGUCACAGCUAAACUUCAAGGUCACUGUUGGUUCAAAAAGUACAAAUUUCAUGUUCUUCAUUGAUUAUUUCUUAGCUAUGACCAAACAAUGGGCCAGACAAGCUUAAUUGGAAAAAAAUGUCUAGUUCUGAAAUUGAGAGUUUUUUGAGCUUUCAAUAACAGAUCAUUUUACAGUUGUAAAAAUAUAAUUUCUUUGCUGGAUAUUUGCUUGAAAAAUAGUACCUUGAAUUGGAUAUGAAAUGCUUUGGAAACAGUUGCAACAGGGGUCUAAGCCCCUUAACCCUGCCAGGAGCCUGAAUCCUUCAUACUCAGACUAAAUUUUCAGGUGUUUUAUCAUUCCGGUUUAAACCACAUGGUAUGUGCGAAAAAUACUGAACAAGAUUUAUUUUACGGUUUCUGAAUCAUCAAUAGACCACAGUGGUGUCAACACAGAUAAAUUUCUGUGUUAUUUUGUUAGUUUUAAGUCAUAAUUUCGUGUAUACGGUAUUGUUUACAUUCUGCACAUUUGAUUAUGUUGUGUUUUAUAUAUUUCUUAAAACCAUUUUUUAUGACUGUUUUAUUUUUUUGCAGUUUUUUUCUGAAUAGUUUAUUCCUUGUUACAGAGAUACUGUAUGACAUUAAUAUAAGGUUUUUUUUGCACUUUUAUUUCGCUUAAAAAAUGUUUACCAUGCAUGUUUAAUUAAUCAAUAUUUGAAUAUGUUAGGUUUAAUCAAGGUUUUGUCACUAGUAUGAAAAAUGUUAAAGAACCUGGGGUCGUAUUCAAUACUAGGCUGGUGGAUUCAAUAUACAUCUUAAAAUAAUCUUAUGGUCAUACAUUAUUGACUUUAUUCACUGUAUUGGUCAGAAGUAAUCCUAUAAGCUACAUCAUUCUUAGAUCCAAUUACGACCAAUAUUGAAUACCACCCCUAUCUAAAGAAUGAUGUAGCUAAUCGGAUUGCUUGAUACAAAUAACAGACCUAUACAGUGAAUGGAGCCAAUGAUGUAUGACCGUAAGAUCUACUUAAGUUGCAUGGUGAAUACCUCCCCUGUUAGCAAAAAAUAAUGAGCAGAAAAAUUCUGAAAAUUAUUUGUUUUACUAUAAGAAGAAAGACCACCAGUUAUACGGUGCUCAGCAACUAUGGAUAUUAUGGUGUACAGAAUGUGAAGAUAUGAUAUUAGUUUUACUUGAGAACUGUUGUUUUGUUUGCAGAUGAUUCGUUGGUUUGAUCAUGACCUUUUUGUGUAUAUGCAAAUUAUUUUGUAUUUCAAUUCGUUUUAUUAUGGGUAGUCUUUGGUUUUUGCAAAUAAAAACUUUUAAAUUUA
Messenger RNA from Mya arenaria, 7395 nucleotides. RefSeq names its product tripartite motif-containing protein 2-like. The record is from RefSeq and is a predicted model, not a curated record. Bases 412 to 2442 code for a protein of 676 amino acids. Lineage: Eukaryota; Metazoa; Mollusca; Bivalvia; Myida; Myidae. Gene Ontology annotation, biological process: proteasome-mediated ubiquitin-dependent protein catabolic process; negative regulation of translation; protein polyubiquitination. Gene Ontology annotation, molecular function: ubiquitin protein ligase activity; zinc ion binding; protein binding. The transcript is spliced from 4 exons.